AUGAUUGAGGCAAAAUUUUGCACAAACCAACUGCAAACUUCCAGCAGGGAGCCAGUGAUGCUGGUUGAUGUCAAUGACGAUGCCCUACAGUGGCACACUCAACCAUCUUCCAGGAAGCAUUCCUUCCUCAUCGGCAGCAGAGUAGCUAGCCAGAGAAAAAAAACCAGUUCGAAAUUAAAACGAAAAAAAUACAUCAUAAACUACAAGUGUGGAAAGCCAGAAACUUUUAAAAUUUCACAACAAAUUAGAAAUGCAACUUGUGUUCUAAGAAAAAGCGCAAGAUUAGAAAAUCUAAAUGCACACGAACUUGAUGAAGACGGUGCUCCCAAAUAA
This is a messenger RNA of Helobdella robusta, 333 nucleotides long. RefSeq lists its product as hypothetical. Bases 1 to 333 code for a protein of 110 amino acids. The transcript is spliced from 2 exons. The record is from RefSeq and is a predicted model, not a curated record. Lineage: Eukaryota; Metazoa; Annelida; Clitellata; Rhynchobdellida; Glossiphoniidae.